Molecule: messenger RNA, 1179 nt
Organism: Pogona vitticeps (central bearded dragon)
Lineage: Eukaryota; Metazoa; Chordata; Lepidosauria; Squamata; Agamidae
Source: RefSeq, a predicted model, not a curated record
CGGAUAUGUGUGUGUGUGUUACCUGCGCUUUGUCCUCCUCCAUGAACUGAAUUCAUUUAAACAAGCAAAACGCUUCAUCUUUCUCAUUGGCACCCACCUGCUAGGGAAAUGGAAAGAAGAACAAGACAGGGAGCAGAUCUGGGAGCAAAAUAACCAGGUAACGCAGGAAUAUCAUCUCACUGUGAUGAGGAUGCAGAUCCUGAAAACUAGGAUGCUUCCAGAAAAACAGUUCUAGUACUAAUGGCAGCUGAGACCCCUUUCUGGGACUGGAAACAACCCUUUAUAACCCUUGAUGAGAUGCUUUCAGGCCAGUGGUUUUUGGAAGGGCUCAGUCGCCUACAGAGCCAGUCAUCCCUGGAUCCCACAGCUGGCGUGAUGCUACAGGCCCUCUACGACUAUCAGUAUAAGUCUGAGGAUGGGAGGCGGGUGUCCAUUUUGGAAGGCGAGCUCUUCCAGCUCAUGCACAAGUCUAACGACGACUGGUGGCAAGUGCGUCGUCUUGGUCAACACAAACAAAAGCGACCCAUCUUUGUGCCUGCCUCCUAUGUCACUGAACUGCCCCCUGGUAUGAGGGCAGCCCCACAACAAAACAACACAUUGCAUCCUGGCAUCUGCACAGAGCAAGAAAUGGUGUCUUAUUCUAUGGAGGACCUGUACAUAGAAUCUCACCCACCGUCUUUCCACACAAGGCUCAUGGCCUGCCGUAGUCUCCCUCGGACUAUGAUGGGAUCUCAUCACUUGUUGCUUAGCAGAAGCCGUAGCACGAGUGUCUUGUCCCAGAGAAACAGGAUGGAUAGAAAGCAGGAACAAAGCUCAGAGGAAGAUGUAGUGAUACAGGCAAACAACGAAGAGAUGCUGGGCGAUACUCACCUGCCUCACCCUGGUCCUCAUAAGGAUACGCCUCCAAUAUACUGCAAUCUGGAGGAGAUAAAACAAUUUGCAACGUUGCCCCCCAGUCCUCGGAGCCCCCCACUCCAGGUGCUUGAAGCCUGGGAACAGCACAUAGAUUCCAGCUCCCUACGCAGUUAUUUUUACAAGCCAGAUACUGGUGAGAAGUCAUGGAAACCACCACGGAGGAACCAAGACACGGCUGCCUGCAAAGCCCAUCUCUCCCUGGCACCUUGCGCCAAGCUGAAUGCUUGGGCUGCCCGCCAGGUGCCUGAGAAAUUCAUCCCAUAA